AUGUUGAGAACUACUGUUAGAUCUUCUUUCUUGAAGAGAACUAUUGCUACACAAAUUGCUCCAAAGUCCAUUGUCACUGAAUUGAGUAACGGUGUUGUUGUUGCUACCGAACCAAACCCAAGCUCUGCUACUGCAGCCGUCGGUGUCGUGUUCGGUUCCGGUGCUACUGCUGAAAACCCAUACAACAACGGUGUUUCCAACCUUUUGACUAACGCUUUUGUUGCCUCUUCCGUCAAGGAAGCUCACAAGUUGGGUUUCUCUUUGGACACCAAGGUUGACAGAGACUACCAAUCCUACAUCGUCAACUCUCAACCAGGUCAAUACGCUAAGGCCUUGGACUUCUUGCAAUCCAAGCUUCUAAACCCAGUUUCCGACGCUGUCUUUGAAUCUACUAAGGCUUCUACCUUGGCUUCCGUUGCUAAGUUCGAAGAAACCGAACACGAAGAACGUGUCUUUGAACACUUGCAUGCUACUGCUUUCCAAAACACCCCAUUGUCUUUGCCAGUCAGAGGUACUGUUGAAUCUUUGGAAGGUUUGGAAAACAUUGACUUGACCAACUUUGCCCAAAGCCAUUUCAAGUCUAGCAACGCCGUUAUCGUCGGUACCGGUAACGUUAACCACGAUGAAUUGGUUAAGGCUGUUGAAACUAAGGUUUCUUUGCUAUCCGGUGAAAAGCCAGUUCAAAAGAAGAAGUCUUCUUUCUUGGGUUCUGAAGUCAGACUAAGAGAUGACACCCUACCAAAGGCCUGGAUCUCCAUUGCCGCAGAAGGUGAAUCUCUAUCUUCUCCAAACUACUAUGUCGCUCAAGUUGCUGCUCAAGUAUUCGGCUCCUUCAAUGCUGCUGAACCAGCUUCCAACUUGCAAGGUGUUAAGUUGAUUGACGAAGUUAACGAAUACCACAUCUGUGACUCUUUCGACCACUUCUCUGUCUCUUACAAGGACUCCGGUUUGUGGGGUUUCAGAACCACCAUCUCCGACCCACAUAACAUUGACGAAACUGUCCACUUCACCUUGAAGCAAUGGAACAGAUUGACAAUCUCUGUUACCGAAACCGAAGUUGCCCGUGCUAAGGCUCAAUUGAAGUUGAAGUUGGCUUCUCAAGCUACCACCAACGCUGCUGCUGCUAACUUGUUGGGUGCCCACACUUUGGCUAUCGGUGCUAAGACCGGUUUGUCCGAAGCCUUCGCAAAGAUUGACAAGAUCUCUACCAAGGACGUUAAGGCUUGGGCUUCUGAAAGAUUAUGGGAUCAAGACAUCGCUGUUGCAGGUACCGGUAAGAUCGAAGACUUGCUAGACUAUGUUAGAAUGAGAAAUGACAUGAGUAUGAUGAGAUGGUAA
Kluyveromyces marxianus DMKU3-1042 is the source of this 1338-nucleotide messenger RNA. It is a transcript of the gene COR1, whose product is annotated as ubiquinol--cytochrome-c reductase subunit COR1. The record is from RefSeq and is a predicted model, not a curated record. Gene Ontology annotation, cellular component: mitochondrion. Bases 1 to 1338 code for a protein of 445 amino acids. Gene Ontology annotation, biological process: aerobic respiration. The transcript has a single exon. Gene Ontology annotation, molecular function: metal ion binding; metalloendopeptidase activity. Lineage: Eukaryota; Fungi; Ascomycota; Saccharomycetes; Saccharomycetales; Saccharomycetaceae.